AUUUCUGAUAGCAAAGUUUCGACUUUUAGACAUAAUUUGUGAUAGUAGAGUUUCGACUUUUGACAUAAUUUCUGAUAGCAAAGUUUCGACUUUUAGAUAUAACUUGUGAUAGCAGAGUUUCGACCUUUGAACAUAAUUUCUGAUAGCAAAGUUUCGACUUUUAGACAUAACUUGUGAUAGCAGAGUUUCGACUUUUGGACAUAAUUUCUGAUAGCAAAGUUUCGACUUUUAUAUAUAACUUGUGAUAGCAGAGUUUCGACUUUUAGAUAUAACUUGUGAUAGCAAAGUUUCGACUUUUAGACAUAAUUUGUGAUAGUAGAGUUUCGACCUUUGAACAUAAUUUCUGAUAGCAAAGUUUCGACUUUUAGAUAUAACUUGUGAUAUCAGAGUUUCGACUUUUAGACAUAACUUGUGAUAGCCAGAUAUAACUUGUGAUAGCAGAGUUUCGACUUUUGGACAUAAUUUGUGAUAGCAAAGUUUCGACUUUUAGAUAUAACUUGUGAUAGCCAGAUAUAACUUGUGAUGGCAGAGUUUCGACUUUUGAACAUAAUUUCUGAUAGCAGAGUUUCGACUUUUAGACAUAACUUGUGAUAGCAGAGUUUCGACUUUUAGAUAUAACUUGUGAUAGCAGAGUUUCGACUUUUGAACAUAACUUGUGAUAUCAGAGUUUCGACUUUUGAACAUAAUUUCUGAUAGGAAAGUUUAAACUUUUGGACAUAACUUGUGAUAGCAGAGUUUCGACUUGAUGUGACAAGAGAAUUUUGAUUUAAAGACAUAACAUCUAUGUCAUCGUAGAGUGUCGACUUUAGAACAUAGCAUUUGUGUGAUGAUAAAGUUUCAACAUCACGACAUAACGUGUAGGUGAUUGUAGAGUGUCGACUUUACGACAUAGCAUUUGUGUGACGAUAAAGUUUCGACCUCACGACACAACGACUUUAGGAUAUGGUAUUUAAAUGAUAAUAGUUUGGACUAGUUCUUAUACCAUCAACGAUCUGUUUGUGUGUGUUGCCCAAGGCUCAGUAUUUGAUACGGAAAACGUAUUAAAAACAUUCUGAUACGCGUAACAUUUUUUUUCUUCUUCUAUUGUGAAAUUGCAAAGGAUAUAUUCAACGAAGAUCUAAUUAAUUAAUUAAAAUUUUCUGAGGUUCUCACAUUGUAUGUCCAUACGGUUUUACUGAUUCAGUUUUUUUUAAAAUAGCUCUUGAUAAAACAGUGACGCUCAUACAAAGCGGUUACGUCGUGGGACUUCUCUUCAGUUCUUUGGUGUUAGUGUUUUAUUCCAUGGAUUAUACCGUUGGCUGUAGCUGACCAUUGGUCAUGCUGUGUCUACUCAAAAGGCCAUCCUCCCCAGAGGCCAGUUGUGCUGUCUACGCUCGGGCCACCAAAGAUUACUCCAACGUCUACGACCCUGGGAGCCUUGCGUUCAAAGAAGGGGAUAUCAUCACUGUACUAGAACAGAAAGCUGACGGGAUAUGGCGAGGGUAUGUGUUUCAUGAGGGCAGGAUGGCCAAGACUGGCAUGUUCCCGGCCAAUCACGUGGUACUAGUGGACAGUAAAGCUCUAGCACGGCAGCAACAGCAGCAGCAACAUCAGCAGCAUCUCCAGAAGCUCAACUCUAAGCCCGGCCACAUGUUCGGCCCGGUGCCGGACCUGCUCAGCAGGGGGCCUCCCGUUUUCGGCACCGUGAGCACGACCGUCACCAUACACAGCCACAGUGGAGGAAGUGAUAGGGGGUCCUUGGAAAGUUCCAGCACCGAGGACAGCCAGCCCAACACCUCACACAGUUUCCCCUCUACCCCGUCGACGGGAUAUCCGCCUCCUCCCCCCGCCUCCUUGAUAUCUUCAUAUCCUCCCAGAAGUCCACUAACCAGAGAUACCAGCUGUGCUGACUCUGGAUUUUCCAGUUCUCAGAGUUUACCUCAGAACACCCCAUCUUCACCUGCUGCACCUCAACAGUUUGGCAAAUCACCCUUUGCUUUCGGCCCCACGGUGAUCGCCCCCAACGGCAGCAAUCAACACUUCUACGCCAGCAACGGCAACGGGCCCAUUCAGGAGUACCACCAUCAGCAGCAGCACCCCCCUUAUCACAUUCAACACCACCCACAGCAUGGGGAGUGGCCUGCCGCCCCCACUGCCCUGCCUGCCCACGGAGGGGUGGGGGCAGACAUGAGGGGUGCCAGCCCAGCCAAGGACAGCCCCGGACACAGCAACCGCAACAGCGCCGCCAGCAGCGACAGUGGGCGAGGCUACAGCACCGGACACACCGAUGCCAAGUUCCUCCAGCCCACCCACAACUUCAUCAACAUCCACGUCAACAACCAGCAGCACCGACUGUCCGGCCAGAGCUACGAGUCCGGCGUUUCCUCCAGACAGAGCUACCACAGUACGUCCAGCUCCAGCCUCGGUAGCCUGGACCGUCUGGAGGAGCCUGGCUACACCUCCACCAUCAACGUCCUCCAGCUGUUCCAGGCCGGCGUGCCUGACAACGAGGUGCUCCAUGCCUGGCUCCAUGAACUUGGCUUUGUGGAGUACUAUCCUUUGUUUUAUCAAGCCGGCUACGAUAUGCCCACCAUCUCCCGUAUGACCCCUGAGGACUUGACUGCCAUUGGUAUCACAAAGCCUGCACACAGAAAACGUCUCAAGAGUGAGAUCGCUCGUCUCAACAUCCACGAUGGAAUACCCGACUAUAAGCCUAAUGACCUCAUGGAGUGGCUCCACCUGCUGGGGCUUGGCACCUACCUGGACACGCUCUGUGGUCAGGGCUAUGACAACAUCGAUUACGUCACUGACAUCACCUGGGAGGACCUGGAAGAGAUUGGAAUACAAAAACUAGGUCACCAGAAGAAGAUCAUGCUGGCUAUAGACAGGCUGAAGAGGAUUACCAGUGGGGGGAAGAGGUUGUCAUCUGUGGAUGGUCGGACUGCAUCAUUGGAGCUGUUGGAGCCACCCCCACCAGCUCCCCCCAUUACAGGGAGAUGGUCUGGUAGUGAGAUGACUGCCAUCCCACAGCACGUGUAUGAAACCACGAUGGGCGGGGCGCGCCCCAAGAAGUCCCCAUCGGGAGACAGCAUUAGCACUAUCAGCAGCGGAAACAGUGGGAGCAGUGUGGGGAGCGGUGGCGCAGCUGGACAGGGGGAAAUGAGGGUCAUUCCCUUGCCCAGGGAGGAUGCUGGACUUGCAGGAGCAACUCCUUACAGACACAACUCAACGGGGAGCGCUGGAAGUUUGCAGCCUGACAUAGUGGCCAUCCAGGUCAAGAGGAACACAAGGUCAAGUACAUCGGAAGACAAGAGGGACAGUAAUGGUCAGCCACUCAUGUAUCACUCGUUUCAAGGGUCGACUAGAAGAUCUUCUGAAAACGAUGUGUUUUUAGACAACACUGGGAAAGUAUUGGAUGAGAAUGACUUUGCAACAUAUCAAGUGGCACUAGACAAACGCAAUCCUGUCCCCAAGGCGAUGGUCAAGUCUGAAUCUGAGAAACACGAGUCGGAGAUUAAUACUGAUGGAAAUAAAAGUUUGUAUUACAGUGCGACUCAUGUCAAACCAGGUCCAAACAAUAACAACAACAUGGCUCGGGUAGAUGCCCGAGAACAUAUUUAUGAUACUCCGCAGAUUGUUCCUCCGCACAUAUCCCAGACUGCAAUGAAUGUCUCACUGACUGGGUCCUUGCAUAUCAAUACAGAGAAUGAUUCAACGUUUUCUGGUCAGCCCAAGUCUUUGUCCCCUGGAGGCAAAGGGGCUAAGAAAAUACCUCCUCCUCCGCCUAAACGAACCCACUCUAUAAGGGAGGAAACUAAUCUACUGUCUCAGAGUGCACCUGCAUCACCCAGCAGAAACUUGAAUGCACCAACAACAAUAACAGUUUCUGCCUCUGUGCACCCUCAGCCCACUACAAUUGUUGCUGCUUUAAAGCAGCCUCCACCUCCUGUCAUGCAGAAGCCCCAGAAGCCACAUUCACCAUCUGUGGCAAACAAGUUUCAGCAGCAGAUUCAGACACAUCCCCAGCAGCCCAUGCUCCCACCACAACAACAACAGCAGCAGCAACCUCAGCAUUACCAGCAACAGACCCAAUCUACGCUCAACGCUCCAGCUGUGGCCCAGAAGCCUCUGUCUCCCAAGCCUGGAACUGCUCCAAAACUAAUAGUAGCAGCUACACCCAUCUCUCCACAGCCUGCCCCUUCCUCCCAGCAGCCUCCAGUGUUUGCCAAGCCCAAGGUCAUCAUUCAGCCACAAGUGCAGCAGCAGGCACAGCCAAAAUCACCAGUGCCACCCAAGUCUCCGAUGGCAAUGGCCAACAUGCCUAAACCUCAACAACAGCUGCCUUACAUAGCACAAGUUCACCCAUCACAGCAGCAUCCUCCAUCUCAGCCAUCAUCUCCACAUCCUGCCACAAAUAUCCCCGCUGCCCAUACUGGACAGCCUCAAGUUCAGGCAUUUGCCAGCUGCGUAAAAAGCUUGUCUGAAAAGUUCGGCAAGAAAACAGAGGAAGAAGAUCAGUUCCCCGACAAUGUGUCAACUGACAGCGACGAUUUCCCUCCUCCACCGCCACCAAUUGCUAUGGAUAUCAUCACUCCAAAAAUACACAACUAUGGAAUACCUUCCUUACGAGGGAAAGGAGAGUAUGGCAUGCACCAGCGUGAUUAUGGAAAUAAACCCAGGCCCAACCAGCCAGGGCCACGGAAUUUCAUUCCACCAGGCAGCUCUGCUAUGAAUCAUCCUCGCCUUGCAGGUAAUGUAAUGCCUGUACUGCCCACACCUAAACCAUCCCCCAACACUCACCCUGGGCCAAUCGGUGGAGUCCAGCUGCGUAAGCAUCCAAAUGCUCUUUCGGUAACCAGUGGGUCUCCAGCUGGCAGUGAGCAUGAGAGCACACCAGAGCAUGACACCAUGCAUGCCAUAUGCCACGACAAGCGUAGCGAGUCGACCACCAGCUUCGAAUCAAACUCAUCCUCCUCGAGCAUAGACUCCAACACUCUGCCAUUCGCUAAUGAAAAUGUUGGGACCAUAAAGCAAAGAGCCGCCAACGCUAAACCCUCCAUUGUCCAGACUGUGGACAUGGAUGGUGGACAUAGGAAUGUGGACCUUAACCCCAAUGUGUUUGACAAUGAAUCUCUAAAAUAUUCAAACUCCUCAUCUCAGUACAAAUCACACACGCAGCAUAUGACUAUCAAUGAGCAGUCAAGGUCAUCAGGUUACAAUGGAAGCAUGCCACCCACACAUGUACAAAAUAAAGUCAACAAACCACCCAACCCCUCAGGUGCAAUAAGAGCCCCAGUACCAAACCCUAAACCCAUGCUGAGUCCUAAACCCUCCAGACCAAUCUCUGAACCUUCAGAUGUGUUGCCUCCACUUCCUGCAGAAAGUCAAAAGCCAGUCAGUUCUGGGAAUGUUUUAAGUGACAUUGAUGACAUGCUACAAGGACUUACAGAUGAACUGGAUGCCAUGCUAGAACAGGAGAUGAACAGCUGAUGACCUACAUUUCAUCAUUAGCGAUUCACAUAAUUAUUUAUUGUUGUUUUUUUUUUUGGUUUUGUUACAUUUGUUGCUUUAAAAAUAGAAUCUGUUCAUCAAAACUUGUGUUUGCUUUAAGUUAUAAUCACCAUGUGAAACUGUACAGAGUUUUUAUUUAUUGAACUUUGGAACAAAACAUUUUCAUUUUGCUUUGACAUUUGUAGUGAUAUCUAGGUUUUGUUUCUAUUAUGUUGUGGUACAAAUUGACAGUGUAGUUUUAUUGGUGCAUGACUGGUCACUUGAAGGAUGUUUGAUAUUCUUUCAAAAUUAAAUAGGAUCUGAAGACUUGAUAGUUAACAACUCAUUUUCCAAUCAGAAAGUCCAUUGUUUCAAAUCUUGGAUAAUUUUUUUUUGUUUUAGAAUUAGUUAUACCCCAGAAAUCAUAUUAAGAAAACUGCUGACUUCAUUGAUGUCAUUCAAAAACUGGACUUGGAAGAAUAUUUAAUUCAUGAGCAAAUUAUGUUAUGAGAAUCAGCGUGUAUUAUGUAUUAAGAUGAAGGUCUCUGUAGUUAAUACAGUAUAUUAACUUGUCAACAAUUUCGAGCAUUACAUUUAGGUAAUGAUAGUUGACAAGUAACCAUUGAAUUAACUUAUUAUGAUUAAAGAAUUCUGAUUCCUGUGGAUGAAAUAUGGAAUCUAUAGCUUUAACAAAGGCAAACCAUCUUCAAAUUAGAGUUAUAGUUAUACAUACAUUUUAAACAUAUCUAUUUUUAAGACAUUUUGAAAACAUUAGUAAGAUUCAAAGGCACCCUUAAUGAGUUAUAAAUGGGAACAUUGGCCCCACACCUUUGGGGGGGGGGGGGGGGGCGCCUUGCGAUAAAAAUAAUCUUUUGUGACCAUCAUAUAUGAUACUCGCCCAUGGCCCUGUCCACUGCUAAGGUUGCCUCCUAAAUCAGGUUUACUUCUGUCCCUUUAAAAACUAGCUAUUAUGAAUUCACUUCUUCUAUAGUUGAGUUGUGCUAGUUUAUCAUAUUUGGGCCCAUAGGCUGAAUGUUAAUAAGAUUCUAUAUAAGUCACAGCACAAUGACUUUUGGUAGUUUCAUGUUGUUGAGUCAAGUGUACAUAUUAAUUGAAAAUUAAUAAACAUUGAAGUUCUUGUUGACCUUUUGACCUCUUGUCAUUAUGUUAGUCAUAUCAGUCUGUUGGCUUAGGAAUAUAAUGCAAGUGAUCAAAAUUAUUUGCAAUAAUGUUUAUGCUGUUGUUCUUUUUGUAUCAAGACUACAGACAAAUUUAUUAAGAAAUGAAGAUAAAAGAAAUAUAUCCCAGAAUUCAUAGUUAUAUAUAUUGUAUCUCCCAUAAUUCCAUGUAUAUUCAGUGACUUAUUAUUUUAUUAAUACAUUAGUGUAAAUGUACUUAACUUAAAAAAAACAAAAGAUUCAAUUAAUUGCAUGUUUUUGUUGGUGUACAUCUUGAAAGCUUUGGCACAACUAGAAUGACAGGGCAUCCUUUUUCACCCAAACAGGGCCCCGUGUUAAAACAUGAAUUUUUUUUUUCUGUUAAUGUUCACUCCAUCAUCGAGUUUUAAAAUAAUCUUCAUUCUAUUUUCAAUGAAAUGGCACUUCUCACCGUAUGCAAAACCUUUGAUGUUAAUGAUCUCCCCUUGGCAGAGUAGACGUAUACAUUCACUGAAAUGCUUACAAAGCAUUUAUAGAAAGAAUAAUGUUAACAUACCAAAUGUGCAUAAUUUAAUAUUCUUUUUUGAAUAUGUAAUAAAUAUUUAGGCUAAGGUUGUGUAAAAAAGUAAUUUACUUUCUGUACAUUUGAUGAUCUUUUACUGCACUUGUAGUUGUUUUUUUUUUAAAUGUUGUGUGUACUGUCAUUUCAAACAUACUGUAAACUCUUUGUCAAAAGCUGUACAUAAUUAGAAUAAUAAAUUUAAGUCUGCCAAAACUUUGUUGAAGUGAAUACAAGUAAAAUAAAAUCAUUUAGAAUAACUAAAGAAGUCUUUAAUUUUUCUGCCCUAACAGUGUAACGUGUGAAAUUACAAACAUGAACACACAAAAAAAAGUAAUAUUUAUUGCUUUGUACGUUUAAUUAUUAAGAUAUGUUACCAAGUGAACAUUUUUUGCUGAAUUAAAGAUAAUUUUAAGAGAUAGUUGGCCUGGUCAGACAAUAUUGAAGUUUACUUAUUACUGUCUUGCCAGGAAGUGAUUUUUUUUUUUAAGUUGAAUAAAUACAAGUUUGAACAUGCCUUAAUGGCAUUCAGUUUUAUUGUUUGCCUAAUUAUUGCAAGCACCUCAAGAGUGAAGGUCGAUUAAAAUUUUGCCUUGUUUUUUUUUCUUAUUAAAUUUUUAAACAAAAACUCUGAUAAAAGAAUUGUUUGUGAAAUAAGACCUCCAUGUUUAAAAGAAAAUAUAGAUUUAUAUACUUUAUCUAGUGGUUUGCAUUUUGGACUGUCAUCCAAUGGUCCUGAGUUCAAACCCUGCCCUGCCAUUCUUCCGGGGGAGGGGGGGGGAUGUUUGGGCUAGGAUGUAAUAAUCUUCAUUUCUGAAAGAAUGUCCAAAACUUGUAAAACAAAUAAAAUUGGAUAGUUGGAAAAAAUAUUUGUAAAAUUGCUAUAACCUAUUUUGUGAUUGUUACUUUUUUUUUUUCAUUUCAUUGAUGGUAUGUUUACAGUUAGGCUGAUUUUAUCUUGUACAAGGCUGAUUUUAUCUUGUACAAUUUUCACACCCACCUCUGCACUCAGCACUAUAUGGUUGACAAAAGUUGUGCAUCAUUUUUUAUCAAGUGAACAAGUAAAACUGAAAAGUGCAAUUAUUAUUUUUGAAUUAACAGCAAAACAUUACCUCCGAUGAAUAUUUUUAGCUAGCCAAGUGAUGUGUUCCCUGGCCAGAGUUUUUAAUCUUGUGAAACUAAAUGUCUUUGUAUGUCUUCACUGACAUUUUAAAAAUCUCAAUUGAUGUGAUAAAAUUCCUUAAUGUUUUCAUUUUUUUUAUUAGAAAUAUCAAUUUUUCAAAAUCUAACAGAUGUAUACCUUUUUAUAGUUGGAAUGAAUUGUAAAGAAAAUAAUAAUUUUUUUGAUAUGUUUGAUUUUAUCUAAGUCAACAAUAUAAUAGACAACAGUAAAACGUUGAUUAUCUGGAUUAAUUGUGUUUGGGGUCUCUCCGGAUACUUGAUCAUCCAUAUAAUCUAAUGCAGAAUAUUAUAAACAGACCAUUUCGCCAAUUAUGUAAGGAAAGUUUAUAAUGGAAUAUCGAGCCAUACAUAAACAAAAAAUUUAAGUGAAAUAUACAGCGAACAAAGGGUGGCACAUAGUAGCCUAACUUUAUAGAGAUCUAAAUUCUGAUCUUGCGCUGUAUCAACGUGAUCAUUUCUGCCAAGUUUCGAAUUCUUUUAAAGAACAACAAUGGAUUAGGUAGCAUCCUGAAAAAAGGCAGUUCAGGUAUUUGACAUCCGUUAAUCAACAUUCUACUGUAUUUCUAUUAGAUCUGCUAGUUUAUAUUGAAUCGUGUAUUUCUCUAAGAAGGGAGAGAACACUUUCUUUAAAGUAUCUAAGGAUUAUGGAACUUGAAAAAUGGAUUUAGGAUUGGCUCUGUACGAGCGUCUCAUGAUGGUGAUUUAUUUCUGUUCUCCUGAUUUGUCUUUCUUUCAUUUGUUUGUUGAUCAUUCACUUUGGCUGUGAUGUUGGAUUUGAUAGCAUUGUACAAUAAAAUGUAUAGAGCAGUGCAGUGAAGUUCAACUCAAAUUACACACUCUUAAGUUGCCAAAUACUUUUUGUUCUUGUGUGAUUUCAUUUCUCAUGGCUUAAAAACAAAAAAUGUUUUUUCUGAAGAAAUCUGAACAUUUAUUGUGUAAAUAGUAUUACCAUAAAUUAUGAUUAAAUUUUUAAUCUUUUUUUUUAGGAUGUCAUAUUAGAUUGUAAUGCUAAGUUUUUUAAAAAAAUGGUCAUGUACACCAUAAAGUGUAAAAGUUUAGUUUAGUAAAUGUUUAUUAAGCCAAUUUAUAUAUAAUAUUUUAUAUAGAAGUUAUCGCCAAGGGUUAGUUUACUAUUCAAAUAUAGGUAGAAUUGACUUGCACAAAAAUUGUGUUGAGUAUAUAUAUUAACCUAUAUUAUUAUAUUGUUUUAGUUGUGAAAAUAUAUCUAUGUUUUACAUCACUAAAUUCAUAGAAUAUAUUGUUUCUUAAAUUACAAUUUUUAGAAAAAAUUCUUAUUUUGUAAACCAUUUUUAAAGAUGUUAGGUUUCUUAAAAUCACUGUUACAGUCUAAAAUUAAAAUUGCAAUAUGCACCAAGGGUUCAAUGAUU
Molecule: messenger RNA, 9755 nt
Organism: Biomphalaria glabrata
Lineage: Eukaryota; Metazoa; Mollusca; Gastropoda; Planorbidae
Product: caskin-2-like
Exons: 13
Coding region: 1318-5469 (1383 amino acids)
Molecular function (GO): protein binding
Source: RefSeq, a predicted model, not a curated record